This is a messenger RNA of Phytophthora sojae, 801 nucleotides long. RefSeq lists its product as hypothetical. Gene Ontology annotation, cellular component: membrane. The transcript is spliced from 2 exons. The record is from RefSeq and is a predicted model, not a curated record. Gene Ontology annotation, biological process: carbohydrate transport. The coding region runs from base 1 to 801 and encodes 266 amino acids. Gene Ontology annotation, molecular function: sugar transmembrane transporter activity. NCBI's taxonomy places the organism in Eukaryota, Oomycota, Peronosporomycetes, Peronosporales, Peronosporaceae.
AUGACCUUCUGGGUGACGCUGGUGAACGUGGCGACGGGCGUCGCCGACAUCUUCUUGCGUCUGAGCCCCGUGCCGGACAUCUACAACGUGCACCGCAACAAAAGCAUCGGCGAAGUGGCCGAGCUGCCUCUAAUCACGAUGGUCGUGAAUUGCCACCUCUGGAUGACCUACGGCUACGCGACAGAUAGCUGGUUCCCGCUCUUCGGCUCGCAGCUCUUCGGCGAGCUCGUCGGCAUCGUGUACAACAUCGUGUACUACCGCUGGAGCCCCGCGGAGAAGCGCCAGCGACUGCGCAAGUUCUACGCCAUCGCCUUCGCCGUGUGGUGCGUCGUCUCGCUCUACGUUGUCCUCGGCGUCUCGGGCGUCUUUGGCCAGACCAAGUCGGACGUCGGCACGUCGCUCGGCUACGUUGGCUGCGCCUUCAGUCUGUCCAUGUUCUCGUCGCCGCUCGCCACGCUCAAGCACGUCGUGAGCACCGAAUCGUCCGCCUCCAUCCCAAUCAACAUGUGCACCAUGAUCCUCGUGUCCGCGGCGCUGUGGACGGCCUCGGGCAUCCUGGAGAGCGACUACUUCGUCGCCAUUAUCAACUUCGUCGGCGUCCUCCUGAGCUGCACGCAGAUCGUCAUCUACUUCAUGUACAGACCCGGCAAGAGCGACGAGUCCGUGGCGGACCUCGAGGCUGGAAAGGACGCGGCGUUUGCUGCAAUGAGCCCUAAGGUCGAGCCGCACACCACUGUGCUCGUCGAGAGCCCAGCAUACUACAAGCCUGCGCCUUCCCCGCUAGUGAACGGCAGGGUGUAG